Messenger RNA from Clarias gariepinus (North African catfish), 1223 nucleotides. It is a transcript of the gene anxa1a, whose product is annotated as annexin A1a. The transcript is spliced from 13 exons. Bases 125 to 1138 code for a protein of 337 amino acids. Gene Ontology annotation, cellular component: cytoplasm; plasma membrane. Gene Ontology annotation, biological process: negative regulation of T-helper 2 cell differentiation; regulation of interleukin-1 production; alpha-beta T cell differentiation. Gene Ontology annotation, molecular function: calcium-dependent phospholipid binding; cadherin binding involved in cell-cell adhesion; calcium ion binding. The record is from RefSeq and is a predicted model, not a curated record. NCBI's taxonomy places the organism in Eukaryota, Metazoa, Chordata, Actinopteri, Siluriformes, Clariidae.
UCCAGGCAACCCAAAAUCUCGCCACACCCGUGACGUCAGAGCGGAGAUAUAAACCAGGGGCGUUUGCGCUUGGCUCUGCGCGUCUCCACCGUGUGUCAGAGCAGAGAAACUCGAUCUAUCAAACAUGUCUUUCAUCUCUGCAUUUCUGGAGCAGACUGUGUAUCUGGGUGUGUCUGAUGAUGUUAGCUUCCAGGGGACUGUGAAAGCGUGUGCUCAGUUUAACCCAGCUGAAGAUGCGGCUGUUCUGGAGAAAGCCAUCAAGACAAAGGGCGUUGAUGAGGACACCAUCAUCAACGUUCUUGUGAAGAGGACAAAUGAUCAGAGGCAGCAGAUCAAAGCUGCAUAUCAGAAAUCCACUGGCAAGGCCCUGGAUAUAGCUCUGAAGUCAGCACUGGACGGUGAGCUAGAGGGCGUAGUUCUGGCUUUGCUCACAGCUCCGGCUAAAUACGAUGCCCAACAUCUCAAACACGCCAUGAAGGGCUUGGGCACAGAUGAGGACACUUUGAUUGAGAUUCUGGCCUCCAGAUCCAAUAAGGAGAUUAGAGACAUCAAAGUUACCUACAAAGAGCAAUUCAAGACGGACCUGGAGUCUGAUAUUAAGUCUGACACGGGUGGACCCUUCAGGGAUUGCCUUCUUGCUCUCUGCAAAGCUGCCAGAAGUGAGGACAAGACUGUGCAAAUGGAUCUGGCAGACAAAGAUGCCAGGGACCUCUAUGAGGCUGGAGAGAAGAGGAAAGGCACUGACUGCGCCGUGUUCAUCAACAUCCUGACCAGCAGGAGUGCUCCUCAACUCCGAAAAGCUUUUGAAUGCUAUUCCAAGUACAGCAAAGUUGACGUGGCCAAAGCAAUUGACCUGGAGCUGAAGGGAGACAUUGAAAACCUUUUGACUGCCGUUGUGAAAUGUGCAGGAAGCAAACCUGGCUACUUUGCUGAAAGACUCAACCUGGCAAUGAGGGGCUCUGGCUACAAAGCCAAGAUCCUGACCCGUGUCAUGGUGAGCCGCUCGGAGAUCGACAUGGUGCAGAUCAAGAGUGAAUACAAGAAGAAAUAUGGCAAGACUCUCUACCAAGACAUUCUGGAUGACACCAAGGGCGACUAUGAGAAGAUCCUUCUGGCGCUGUGUGGAUCUAACGAGUAAACUGACACCUGUUUUUGUCCAUCAUGAAGAUUUUUUUUUUUUAUUUUUUUUUUUGCUGCCAAAUAAAAUGGAAUGAAUUACACAA